AAGGAUGUUGUCUGUACGGUGGCGUCAGUGUUGUUUCCCUCUGACUUUUUAGAUGAGUCGGAAAUGUUGACAGUGUUGUGAUUAAGUAUUCUCUCGUUCCUCCACAAAUCAGACAGCCUCCCAAUGUUGUACGCGAGACGGCAUCACAAAUUUUCAAGCUCUCAAGGAUAAUAGAGCCAUAGGACAACGAAAAUAACGAUGACUUCUGGGCUGCUUAUCCUACUUUUGUUGAUGCUAGCAAGGUGUGCCCAUGCGGUUUGGCGUCGGGGCGAGCCACCUUAUGGAAGGACUCACGAAACAUUCGAUUUUGUUAUGCCAAAAGUGCAGCCAAAACAGGCCGAUGAUUAUUAUUGUACAGCAAAGCAUGUAACAUAUGAUGAAUGUUUCAUAGUUAAUUUUGAUCCAAAGCCGGAGAAGGCAAACCACAUGUUGCUCUUUGGCUGCGCUAAUAUUUCCAAUGAAGAACACAUUUACCCAGGUUUCUGGAAUUGUGAUCGUAAUGAACCAUGUAAGGAUCUUACGAUACUCUAUGGAUGGGCACAAAAUACGACUUCUAUAACGUUGCCCAAAGAUGUAGGAUUUAGAAUUGGGCAACAGUCUCCGAUCAAGUAUCUUGUGUUACAAACGCAUUAUGCAAAGGGCUUAGAAGGUGACGAAAGUGAUUCAAGUGGCUUAAGGUUACAAAUCAGCAAGUUGCCACAAAGGUUUCUUGCUGGAAUUCAUGUUCUUUAUGCAAGCAACCACGUCAUUCCUCCUGGACAUUACAACUACCACAUAGACAUAAACUGCCGCAUGCUGCUGCAGGAGAGUAUGUUCCUGUUUGCGUAUCGCGUUCACACACACUCCCUUGGAACCACGGUGUCGGGAUACAAGUACAACAUGGACAAUUCCUCGUGGAGUCUCCUGGCAAAGGGCAACCCACAUUGGCCGCAGGCGUUCUAUCCAAUGAGCAGGACUGUCAGAGUACAGCCUGGAGACAUUUUGGCUGCACGCUGUACAUAUAAUACAAUGGGAAAGAAGACACCAACAAGCAUCGGCCGAGAUGCGUCCAUGGAGAUGUGCAAUCUCUACUUCAUGUACUAUGCCCUGUCAUCGAGCAGACGUUCAUCUGGAAAGUGUGAGAAUGUCGAGCUCUCUCGUCUGGCGCAGCGGAUGCCAUCCGACGAUGAUCGGCCAGAUGACAGCAGCUACGGACCGGUAUUUAAAGAAGGCACACCUUACCAUGAAACAAAUGUAGUAGAUAACCACUUCAACAUACCUGGAGCUGUAGAUCACCGUCAUCAUCUACCACCUACUUCACGGUUCUCCUACAAGACUAACACAGGAUGGCCAACACCAAAAGUGAACCUGGGGCAAGUUGUAGCUGUUUCUCUCGAUAGGGAUGGCAACGUCGUCAUCUUUCACCGGGGUAGCCAUAUUUGGUCUGCAUGGUCAUUCAACGAUGAUGAUGUCUACGUACGUGUUGAAGAAGGUCCCAUACCUGAGGCGACGGUUGUGACAUUUGAUGCUGCUAAUGGACACCUGCUGUAUCAGUGGGGCGAUAAGAUGUUUUAUCUUCCUCAUGGGCUCACGAUUGACAGCAGAGGCUUUAUAUGGGUCACUGACGUUGCAUUGCAUCAGGUGCAGAAAUAUCCUCCUUCUGGAGGUCGACAUCCCUUGCUGACACUCGGCAAAGCAUUUACUCCUGGCCAUGGAGAAAAUUUGUUCUGUAAACCGACCAGUGUUGCCGUUACGUUGGCUGGUGACUUUUUCGUUGCUGAUGGGUAUUGCAAUGCACGUGUUGCACAUUUCGAUAAAAAUGGCAAGUUUCUACAAGAAAUUGGAGAGCAAUCACCAAAUGUACCAGGACAACCACCUCCAAGCACUUUCAGCAUACCUCACAAGGUUGUGCUUGCUGAAAGGGAAGGGCUUCUCUGUGUAGCUGACAGAGAAAAUGGCCGUAUCCAGUGCUUUGCCAUCAAAGAUGGGACUUUCGCUUUCCAGAUUGCCAUACCAGAGUUCCAGCACCAGCUGUAUUCGAUUGCAUACAGUGAGGCAGAAGCCGGUGGACUUCUUCUGGCAGUUUCGGGCCCCGUGGUUCUGUCAAACUCAUCGAAAGGGUUCAUAUUUAAUUUGACGUCACACGACCUACUAGGAACCCUUGCACCUCCUAAUGGUACUUUCACCACCCCUCACGAUAUUGCUUGCUCCAAGGAUGUCGAAGAAGUCUAUGUUGGUGAAAUUAACCCCGACAAAAUCUGGCGCUUUGUGAAAGAUGUUCAUCGCUCAACAAAGAAAAUUCUCAUCACCACAUCUGAAGCAGAACAGCCGCACGUUACGCACCACGGGAGCAAUAAUCACCUCGGGAACACGUCAGCUGGUGUGUUCCCUGUCAACCCGAGCGGCACAGAUGAAGAUGGAGAGAAUUUUGGUGUCUCCAUGGUCAUCAUGGCACUGCUUGCAAUUCCAGUCUUAUCCUUCAUCGUCAUUACAAUAAUUGUACGACUUAGAAAGAGAGGAAAACUUAAGGUGCAACACAGCGGCGGCAAGCACUGGUUGAGUGGUAGCGUGAAUGGACAGAGCAAGUUUGACUUGGGAAAGCUUCUGAAUCCGCACAGAGGAUUCGAUAGGGUAGCACUGGAGGAGAGCGAUGGAGGAAUCAGCAGUGACUCGGACGUCGAAGAGUUUAAUGCGGCAACGCGCAAGGCGUAACACUCUCCGCUAUGCCUGUGUCUUUUCUGAUUUCGCGCGGUAAUCCACCAGGACUUAUGGUGCUGGUGGUGGCCACUCUCUGAAUCACAAGCUGCAACACUUGUGUGUGUGACAACGUGAUUGUAUAACAGAGAAGUGGAAAAAGAUCUCAGAGACAAGCCACCGAGAGAGCAUCACAUGCAGCACGAUGGAUAUACAUAACUGAAUUGUCUUUUUGUUAACCCAGUAAACGACAAACCCUGCACAAACUACGGUGACAUGAGUUGAAAGCCAAGUAAUCAACAUGGACAUGCAAAUCUGAAAUGUGGCUAUCAUGAUGAACUGCUUAAUGGGAUGAUGGAAAGUCCAGCAGUCAAUAUGUGAAAGACAUAGAGCACCCCUCUUUAUUUAUUUUUGUUUUUGCUUUCUUUUCGAGACAAAGCUUCUUCCUCUUAUUCGGGUCAAAAGGAUUUGUUUGUAUGUAGCCAUGUGAGCUUGCAAGGCUGGACCUCUGUGUAGUUUAACAGCGUUUACGUAUGACAGCAUCCUUGGGGUAGGUGUUUUGUAUUGUGUUUACAUAAAUGCUUUUUUUGUGUGAUAAGUGUUUUGUCUGCUUGUGUGCCUGUACAUACUUGGGUGUGACACUGAAGAGUGAGACUAACGAUUUAGGUUCCAGUAUGGCCUGGUUGACAUUUUAUGUGAGCAUUAAAAAGGAGGUUUGGUGGUUUUGUGGCAAAAAGUAAUGGUCACUCUAGAUGUAUUUCCUUUGUAAUUCAUGUUGGGUACUCUUCUUGGCUGGUAGUAAACCACUACUUUGUGUAACACAUGCAAUAUGGUGCGCUACAUUUUGGGGGGCUCAGGCCUGGUAUGCAUUAAUUUCUUUGCGCAGCAUAUCAUGUGUCUGAUACCCAACAUCAAUGUCAAUGAGAAAACCGCCGAUAUCUGGUACAACGUAAGGAAUAAAAAGAGCAGAACAAGGUGCAUGUAGCAUAUCAUUGAGGUCCAGCCUUGUGCUUAAACUAGAAUCUUCUGUUGGAUAUCAUCACAGCCAUAUAUGUACCUUGGUUUCUGUCGGAACAAUUGUAUGACUAGCGCUGAUGCGACUUUUGACAGGGUUUGUCAUAUCAUGCAUCUGAAAUGUAUGCAAGAAUGUGUCGUACGUUAAUGUCAAGCACCUACUGUUGUGUAAUAUCACGUGCUGGUGUCAAAUACCCGUAAAUGAUUGCGUAUCUCGUCUCACAUUCAUGUAUUUAGCCAUUGCGUCUUCUUUUGUUGCUCUUUUUUUUACUUUUUUACAGUUUGCUUGAAAUGCCUGUGGCUUUGGUGUUUGUUUGCUUGUUUGAAAUGGAGUGAGACCAAGUGAACACUCACACAUGCUGAUCACACUAUCAAGUGUACUGUAAUUUACCUUUUUUCUAUUCAUUAUUAUUGUAUUCAUAUUUAGUCAUGUUCUUUCAUACCCUCGUUAAACACUUCAUUCUCAUUACGUAUGUUGGCAGCUUCUCCUUGUGCUUUUAGGCUUUACAUACUUGUGUUUGCUUAUACUUUGGGUAUCCAUAAUUCAUUGCAUAACUUCCUCUGGAAUAUUUUAGUAAUCUUAAUGAACAAGUGAGCUAUAUUCGAUGAACACAAGCACGCCAAUUUCCUCUGCAGUGUGAAAACACAACAUUCUAAAAUAUAAAUCAUUAACUUGGAUGUGUCACAAGCAUUACUGCUAAUACUGUGUCAUUUGCAUUGCAUUGUGUAGGGAGAGUUAUAUACGCAACAUCCUUUGACAUGCAGAACAGGGUCUCCCAUGAGAUAGCACGACCUGACUGUGCUAACAUAAUUUUCCCGGUAGAAUGUACAAAACAGAUAUUUAACUCUCCUGUUUAUUUUUUUCCUUAUCAUUACACCUGCAUUCUUUGCAAGCAAAAUCUGUGCCUUUGUAGAAACAGUUUUUUCAUUUAUGUUUGUCUUCCUGUGCCUUUUUGUAAUUUGGGCACAGCUGGGUAACGUUUAUGCAUAGGAACACUAGACCAUUGAUCCUAGCAAUUCGGGUAUUAUUUUUGUGUGUAGGUACUGCACAUGUGUGUGGUGCGUUCCUAAAGGCAGCUGCGACAUGUUGCUGGGUGCCGCUUCUGGGAACACCUUCUCAGUUUUCUUUUUUGCAAUAACAUUGUAUACACCAAUAUCUAGUGAAUGUGUUGUCCCUUCAGUCUAUGAGACCCAUAUUGGUGUGUUCAAAUGCAUUUGCACAGAUGCCAGAGUACACAACACUUGCUUAGUUAAUGAAAUUUUUGUCUAUACCACUGUGGGUACAGGAGAGAGUAACAAAGGGGAUUUUGAGACUAGAAUGAAAAAGGAAAAACUAACUUAUUAUGCAUGUUAUUGUAUAGUAUGGAGUAUUCUUAUUUUUCCACAGUAGGCAGUGACAAGAAAGUAUAGGAGUCACAGCAGUUUUUAGUAUGCCUCGAAAUCUUAGCAUUGUGUGCAGGAGCAGCAGAACGAUUGUGAAAAACUACAAAAAACACAGCAGCUACAAUCAAACCCUAUCAGUACGGGCUCCCAUAAAUACAAACUCACAACAUAAGGGACGAAGAUAUACCCCACAGAAGUGGAUAUGCCAGUUGUAUUUAGGGCCCCGUGGCUCCUACUUCCAACUGCUCUCUGUAAAAUUAUAGACUUCCAAGGUGGGUAGUCUAUGUAAGAUAGAUCGCUACCUGUCUGACUUUCCUCUACAGUAACAUUUGGGUUAUUCUAUUGUACAGUCACCCACCCACCAUUCCCUCAGCUUUCCACAUAAAAAGAACAAACCUGAGUGUCGAGCAGCCAACCAGUAGAGUUAUGAAGAGCGAACCAUUUGACCUGUUGGUGCCACAGUAUUUGAGUAGAUUGGAGUGUGAAAAUUUAACACUCACUGAGAAUGAAGCAGAAAAGUACAGCUUGACUAGCACACCAUUACCAGUGCCAAUGGAACAGCACCAAAUGUAAUCUCAUGGCACGCUGCAUACUGUAGAUUUAGAUUACUGUAUAGCUACAGUAAUCUACGUGCUACAUACUAUAUACAUAGGGCCAUGUGUUUUCAGGUUUUCUAUUUUUUGAAAAUCGGGGGGAGGGGGGGGGGAGGGAAUAGGGUUUUAUACCUGGAGCCGUAAGAGGUGUAAAAUUGGGCGAUAUCAGGUGGAAAAGUAAAUUUUCGAGUGGAAAAUAAAAAAAGAGUGCUUUUCAUAUCUUUGAUGAACACAAGAAGAGCUGUGUUGAAUAUGCAAUGCAAAGCAUUCUGCAGUGCCUGUAUCGCUGGCUGAGUUGGCACUUUGCCAAGUUAACUUUCGAGGGUUUUUGAGUCUUGCCCUGAAUGACAAUGAUGCAAAUUGGGAGUGGGUUUUACUGGGUUCAACUGUAAAACAUGGGGCCCGAUGUACACAGGCACGCUGCGUACUGUAUUUAAAUUAUUAACUGAGUGAAGUAAAUAAUCUCGUCAUUUCGAACCUGUUGCCACUACAAAGAAAGGGUUUGAUUGCACUGCUGGUAAAAUAGAAUGUAUGAGCAUACUUUUAAAUCGCAUGUGUGUAAUAAAUAUUGUGGUAGGUUAUUGUUCUUUAUCGUGUCACAAGCUUGCAGAUCACAAUGCACUGACAGUUAUCAGCGGUUGUGUACCGGAGACUUGCCCUCUGCUUAUUGUGACAAAGUUGCUAGAUUUUCCUUUUGCCAGCUUAAUCCUUAUAGCAGUGAACGUUGUCAUUUAUGCCACAAAAGCAAUUUCUUUUAAGCUUAGGUAUUAUGUUUUUCAAUUUAACCUCAAGUGCAUUGUCAGAUACAUACUGUACUGCUUGUACUUACACCACUGUGAUGUACUGUAUGGUCCUUUGAUAAAAUAUUGCCUUAACACAAAU
Ornithodoros turicata is the source of this 6545-nucleotide messenger RNA. Its product is annotated as peptidylglycine alpha-amidating monooxygenase-like. Gene Ontology annotation, molecular function: protein binding; oxidoreductase activity, acting on paired donors, with incorporation or reduction of molecular oxygen, reduced ascorbate as one donor, and incorporation of one atom of oxygen; copper ion binding. The coding region runs from base 199 to 2691 and encodes 830 amino acids. The record is from RefSeq and is a predicted model, not a curated record. The transcript is spliced from 22 exons. Lineage: Eukaryota; Metazoa; Arthropoda; Arachnida; Ixodida; Argasidae. Gene Ontology annotation, biological process: peptide metabolic process. Gene Ontology annotation, cellular component: membrane; extracellular region.